This is a messenger RNA of Leptidea sinapis, 5687 nucleotides long. RefSeq names its product solute carrier family 22 member 6-like. The coding region runs from base 213 to 1778 and encodes 521 amino acids. Gene Ontology annotation, molecular function: transmembrane transporter activity. Gene Ontology annotation, cellular component: membrane. NCBI's taxonomy places the organism in Eukaryota, Metazoa, Arthropoda, Insecta, Lepidoptera, Pieridae. Gene Ontology annotation, biological process: transmembrane transport. The transcript is spliced from 8 exons. The record is from RefSeq and is a predicted model, not a curated record.
GGGACGCGGGGAGCGGGGUCCGCAUCACUUGCCUCUUGAGCCCGCUCGUGUCCCGCUCACUUAGAGUCUAGACAGCAGUUCAGCUUAAUCCAGUUAUCAGCGCGGAGCUGGAGCACCGGGCGGUCAUCAGCGACUGACAGUCACAGUUCGGACUAGUACAGAGUGGUGAGUGGCAGUGGACGGUCGGUGGUCUCGCGGUUGCUCUCAGCGUGAUGGAGCUGGAGGCAGUGUCCGGAUGGGGCCGCUGGCAGGCGCGUAUUGCACUGCUGCUUGCACUACCUGUGCUGCUCACCGGCAUGUAUGGCACCAACUACGUGUUCCUGGCAGCGCAUACACCCCACAGAUGCUACAUCCCGGAAUGUGAGGACAAUAGUACGCAGGCAGCAGCCGAAGAGUGGGCGCCUGACUGGGGCAUGUGGGCUCUGCACGCCGACGAGCCAUGCCGCCGCCCUCAGCCUCUUGACUCAGCCUGUCAGCAGCGCUCUUUCAACACCAGCUCGUUGCAGGACUGCGACGGGUUUGUGUACCAGCACCGCAGCAGCAUCGUGUCCGAGUUCGACCUGGCAUGUCAGGAGUGGAAGCGGACUUUGGUGGGCACCACGCACAACGUGGGCAUGCUGGUGUCGUUGCCCAUCAUGGGAUACGUCUCGGACAAAUGGGGAAGAAGAGCAGCGCUGCUGACGAGUGGAGUGGGCGCCGGUUUUCUUGGACUGUGCAAGUCGUUCGUGACUUCAUACCCGGCCUACCUCGUUAUGGAGUUUCUGGAGACUGUCUUCGGUGCUAGCGUCUACCCAGCAGCUUUUGUCCUAAUGAUUGAAUGGUUGGGAGUAGAACACAGAAUCUUAGCUAGCUUAUUGCUGGGCAUUCCAUUGUCUGCUGGUGCGGCUACACUGUCUCUCCUAGACUAUCUGACCGGCUACUGGAGAACGUGGGCACGUUUGGCGUAUCCACCUUCAUUCCUGCUACUACUGUACCCUUGGCUUCUGCCAGAAAGUAUCAGGUGGCUCAUCGCUAAUGGUAAAAUGCGCGAAGCAGUGAGUGUCAUCAAGAAAGCAGCGAGAGCGAACAAAAUAGCAGUGCCUGAAGAUACGUUGGAGAGAAUUCUAACGAAGGAUCGGGUUGUUGAUAAAGUGGAAGUGGUUGUCGAGGAGGAAAGCCUGUUCCGUGCUUUUAUCAGAUACGGCGCCCUGCGGCAGCGGCUGUGUGUUUGCUUCGCGUGGUGGGCUAGUGCGGUAUUCGUGUUCUACGGGCUGGCGGUUCGCUCGCACGCCCUGGCCGGAUCUGCGCACGCCAACUACGCCCUGUUGGCGGUGGCAGAGCUUCCAGCCCUGCUGCUCAACACGCUGCUUCUGGACCGCGCUGGUCGCCGCCCGCUGCUCACCUCCGCCUUCUUGCUGACAGCAGCCGCACUCAUCGCCAUUCCCUGCCUCCCUGACCAAGCCAGUGCGGUGGGCACGGCGCUAUUCCUAGCGGGAAAAGUUGGUGCCACGAUGGCUUUGAACGCGCUCUACGUGUACACUGCUGAGCUGUUCCCCACACGGGCCCGCCAGCGUCUCCUGGCUGCCUGCUCCACGUGCGGCCGCCUAGGGGCCAUCCUGGCGCCACAGGUGCCCCUGCUGGCCGCGUACCGCGCCUGGGUGCCUACUGCCGUUCUUGGUACGCUGCCGUUGCUGAGUGCAGCGCUGACACGUCUGGUGCCCGACACCCUGGGACGCCGGCUACCCGAUUCCUUCGCCGACCUGGAUUCCAGCGCUACCGACGUAUCCGAGCUGCCCUGACCACACCUCAUCAGCAGACAUGGAACGUUUUUAUCGUGAUAUUUAUUAGGCUUUACGGGUCCCGGUUGCUCGCAGACCGCGAUAUUAGUUAUUAAGUGCAACAGGUAGCUGUCAUAUAAACCUGUAAUGAAUGAAUGCUCAACAUUAGCAUGAAGCCUUAGAUUAUUAAUACGUCUAGAUUAGCCUGUAACAGCUGUGAAAACGUCGAAAAAAAUUCAGUUUGACAGUUAACCUCUGUUUUGAGCAAUACACGCACACUAAAAGAAAGUGACACAAAUUGCGUGUGUAAGACGUAGCUUGUCACGCACACUAAAGUUAUAAACCUGGCCUGUUUUCAUUGGAAGUAUAGCAGCAAAAGGCUAUAUUUAGACGUUUAACUUAUCUAAGGAUGAAGCUAUUAGGGUAAUGUUUUCCACUGGAAGCACAUGAAUUUCCUUAUGUUUCGUGAAUGUCAUUUAAUAAUAUUUAGCGAAUAUUUAGUGAGAAAAGUCAUCUGUUGCUUGGGUGACUCACUGUUAAUUAUAUAAAAAAUAAACAAUACACUACUUUAAAAUGCAGCUGCUGUUAAUUGUCUGUUGUGAGUCAUAAAUAAUUAAUGUGCUAAACAAAUACUAAGUAUGCAACAAAAAUAUAACUAUAUUUAUGAUUACAUAAUAUAAAACUAUCAUUAAGGGGAAGUGUACCAAGAAUACUGGCAGCAUUUCCACAUUGGAUAGCUAGGCCGAUCCGUUGACCGAAAUAGCCGCCAGCGCUUGGGUUUCCAGUAGCCCUUUUGAGGUGAAUAAAUAGUACUUUGUACAUUCGCCGCGCCUCUGGUCAAGUGAUUCGACACCAAACGGCACAAAGAUGUAAGACUCUCUGAGACCGACAUAUUUGCGACGUUUGCUGUCUUCGGCAGUCGAAGCACCAGCCCCAGCACCAACUUACGUAACUUGGACAUGCGAAGGAGCCAGAGUCCAUGCCCAAGCCACUAGGGUCAUUGAUAUCGCGGCGGAUAAUACCAUUUGGCUCUAAAACAGCUGGUAUAUUAAGAGCGGCAAAUGACUUGCGGAUGAUUUCAUUAAUGCUGGCGUGACGACUGUGAGUAGGAGAGUUAGUUACCUUAAACUAAGAAUGUAGGUACGUACAUAAUUUUAAAUAUUGAUUUGAUCAUAAUAAAAAAAGUGUGUAUGCACUUUCUUGCAUUCUUCUUUUCAUUCUUCAUGCUUUCUAUGCACUAUUCUUCUUUGGCCUAACGAAGGAAAAAUCAUUAAAAUGAUUUUAUUACUCGUGCUAUUCUACGUUUUUAGAAAGAACAAUUUUGUAAAAAUCUUGCAAUGUUGACUUUGAUGAUUAAUUAUUAAAUAAUGAAAACGGCCGUAUGGCCUUGAACCCUUUGCCUGUCCUAAUAAUGGAAGAAGAAACCAAAAAAAAAAAAUUACGAAUGACGCAAACGUCAGAAAAUUUCACUUCAACCUGUUACUUUUGUGUUACAGUGAUGCGCGCGCAUCUUAAAAUUUCACUCUCAUCAUUUUUUCAUAACGCGCCUAAAGAAGUAUAACUUCAAUUAGUACCGUCCUAAUAUGUUAUUCCCAGUUGGUUAUAAAUAAAUAGAUCUAAGGUGUUAUUUUUUUGUGGCCUUGUCGCUUUCCGGCCCAGUGCGAACAUCUCUUGAGUACAAGUAAAAUUAGUAGUGUAAUAGUGAAGGCGAAAUUAUAUUUUUAUUGAUUUAUUUUAAUAUUAAGCAUAAACACAAUGAGAUUAAAAUUAUAUUAAAAAAAUUACUUUUUGUGAUUGUUUAUCCCAGUUGUGAAAGAAUUCCCAAAAUAAACUAAUUGUUAAGGUAAGAUAGUCUCUCUAAUUAAAAUAAUACUGCAUAAAUAUACCUCUUACGUUUACAUUUAUAUAUGAUAAUAUUAUUAUACUAAUAAUAUCUAAAUAUUAAAUGUAUGCAUCUAUCCCUAUUCUUACGAUUAAAGGUACGGACAGACGUGCUCAAAAAAGCGUGCUUUUAAGUAUGCUUAAAGUUAGCAUGCUCAUGCAACUGUUCACAUUUGCCAGCAAUAAGCAUGCUUGCUUAAGCAUACUCAUAAAUAAGCAUGCUCAAAGCAAACGUACCGGACAGACGUGCUGCUAUUUGGCACCAGGCUCAUGGACAAAAUGGAUGUACAAAGAUAUAGUAACAGUGAUAUCCAUACAGACCUGUUCAGACAUGUAGGCGCGGGUAGAAGGGGGCGUGCUCCGAGCGCGUCUGAACAGGUUUGCUUAUUAGCAUGCUAUUAUCGAUUUGAUCUCGAUCCGCGGCGGGCGACUAUGAUUAUUUUAUUGAGUUCUGUAUGGAUAUCACUGUCACUAUAUCUUUGUACAUCCAUUUUGUCCAAGAGCCUGGUGCCAAAUAGCACAGUGCAGCACGUCUGUCCAGUACGUUUGCUUUGAGCAUGCUUAUUUAUGAGUAUGCUUAAGCAAGCAUGCUUAUUGCUGGCAAAUGUGAACAGUUGCAUGAGCAUGCUCACUUUAAGCAUACUUAAAAGCACGCUUUUUUUGAGCAAGUCUGUCCGUACCUUAAAGGUACGGACAGACGUGCUCAUUACUAGCACGAAAGCAUGCUAAACAUGCAAAACAGUAGCAUGCUCGAAAAUCAAACGUCGGUUGAUUUUUGAGCACGCUCUAAAUAAGUAUGCUCAUUACAGUACACACGUGCUACUAAUGAGCACAUGCUCAAUAAAAGCAUGCUUUCGUGCUAGUAAUGAGCACGUCUGUCCGUACCUUUAAGGCUGGGGACCGAACCAAAGCCCUUAAAGGCCUCGCACAAGAUGCCAUAGUUUUAAUUCAGAAUUAGAAGCAUUUUCAAAUUAUUACAAGCAUAAUACAAUUUUCUUUAAAAAAUUAACAAAGCUGUGUCAUCUUAAAUAGUAUUGGUAAACAGAAAAUAACUAUUCAUACAAUUUUUAUCUAGAUUGAAUGUUAAUACAUGGCUCCAUCUCUUAAAUAUUAAGGGUACUUUGUUGAUUUUUCAUUUCGCACUGUCUAUAAAAAUAGAAAUGUAAUGAAAAAAUUAAUUUUCUUCUCAUAUUCUGUAGAUAUAUAAUUAUUUUUUGUAAAAAUAAAAGCUUUAUGUAAAUCUUUAAGAAAUGGUUUCAAUUAUGCGAUGUUUUGGCGGUUGGGAUAGCGGCCUUAAACUAAAUAUAUUUAGGGAAAUCGACUUGUACCAUACUGUUUUUAGUUUUAGUUUGUAUUUUACAAAAAACGUUGUUGUAAUGUAAAAGUACAUAAUUAUAGAUUUAUUUUGUAAUACCAGCUUUAUAAGUUUAAUACAUAAUAAAACAUGCCGUGUCUAUUAACGACCGAUAUCUUUUUUAAAUCGCAAUCCUAAUUUGGCGAUCAGAGAUGGAUAGUUUGAAUAUUUUUGGUGAUAAAUUAUCCAGACGUCUAACGGCCUUUCCCAAUAUACUAUUUACAGAUAGAGAUAAAUUACUACCUUCUACUGUCAAUAAUCUGAAGCUGUCCCAAUAUACCCGAUAACUGAUAAGUCAUUCUUAUUGCCUUAUAUUGGGACGCGUGAAUUGCAAUUUCCAUACAAACUUCUAUCGCUGGUAAGCUAUACGUCGUCCCAUUGACAGACAGCGUAUACGGAUAAGGUGAGUUACCGUCGAUAAGUUUAUUGGGACAGAAAAGUUAACGAUAGUUACGAUUUUUAUCUCAAGUAAGAGAUAGACUGGAUAUUGGGAAUGGCCGUAAUUGAAUUUUUCUUACAUCAAUAUUUGUAUGAAUGUGACAGAUAUGCGUAUUCUAUACGGACCAUAUGUAUUUGGCAAUUAAGUCUGAGAUCUAUAAAGCGUACUCAGACUUUGCUCAGACUUUACUUACGUAAAACUUAGCUAAAAGCUUAUGAACAUAUUAUCAAGAAUAAAUUGAGAUGCCACAGUAAAA